Syzygium oleosum is the source of this 524-nucleotide messenger RNA. Its product is annotated as tRNA-specific adenosine deaminase TAD2-like. Gene Ontology annotation, molecular function: tRNA-specific adenosine-34 deaminase activity. Gene Ontology annotation, biological process: tRNA wobble adenosine to inosine editing. The transcript is spliced from 4 exons. Bases 210 to 524 code for a protein of 104 amino acids. NCBI's taxonomy places the organism in Eukaryota, Viridiplantae, Streptophyta, Magnoliopsida, Myrtales, Myrtaceae. The record is from RefSeq and is a predicted model, not a curated record.
GCAAUACAUUACUAUAAAUGAUUUUAUGGAUAGCAAUGAAUAGUUGAUGUGAAAAAUAUUUGGCCCUUUUAGUAUCUUGUGGAGAUUAAUAAAAAAACAAAGGCACCUUGCUACAGGGGUAUAUUAAAAAAAUACUGUUAAAAAAGGUGGAGGUGGCUAUUCCAAUAAGAAGCCUCUUUUUCCUAGUGAGAUUCUCAGCAACUUCAAAGAUGGAAGCUCUUGAUGUUCUUCUUGUACGGUGGCAGAGGACUGGAUUUUCGGCUGCAGAAGUUGCAGAGAAGUUUUCAGCAUGCACCCUUUAUGUGACAUGUGAACCAUGCAAAAUGUGUGCAGCAGCAUUAUCGAUCAUUGGUUUAAAGGAAGUAUAUUAUGGCUGUGCAAAUGAUAAAUUUGGAGGCUGUGGCUCAAUAAUGUCGUUGCAUUCAAGUAGCUCUGAGGCACACAUUAGUAUUGGGAAUUCUGGAUCAAAGGGUUUCAAAUGCUGUGGAGGUAUAACGGCAUCAGAAGCCAAUUCUCUUUGUUAA